UUGGUGGUGAGUAAAGAAAACCCUUCCAAAUGGAUGUGUCAAAACAAGAACCAAGUGAAUUAGUGAAACCUCUAACGCCAUUCGAGAGGGGAAAAUGGAACAACAUAGACAAAACUACUGCAUUUGUUAUCUUCUUUAUACACAUACCUUGUAUUUUUGGACCAUUUCAAUUCACUUGGGGUGCGUUUUGGGUUGCCUUCGUAUUAUAUGUUAUCACAGGUCUUUUCGGUAUAACUAUUUCAUACCAUAGACAUCUUUCACACAAGAGUUUUAAACUUCCUAAAUGGUUGGAAUAUUUGUUUGCUUAUUGUGGCGUUCAUGCAUUACAGGGUGAUCCGAUGGAUUGGGUGAGUACGCAUAGAUGUCAUCAUCAAUUUGUUGAUACCGAAAAAGAUCCUCAUAGUCCUAUCGAAGGAUUUUGGUUUAGUCAUAUUGCUUGGACAUUAGAUUCAUACCUUUUGACAAAAAAAGUUUGUCCAAAGUACUUUAGAGAUUUUAAAGGGAUGGAAAGAAACAUGUUGAUGUUGAAUUUGAAGCAUGGGAGACCAACUAAUGUGGUUGACUUGGAAAAACAAAGUUUUUAUAGGUUUAUUCAAAAGACAUAUUUUCUUCAUCCAAUUGCUCUAGCGGUAGUGCUCUAUGCUAUUGGAGGAAUCCCUUUUGUUAUAUGGGGAAUGUUUGUGAGGGUCACAAUGUUUGUACAUGUAAUGUUUAUGGUAAAUUCAAUAGGUCAUAGAUGGGGAACACGGCAAUGGAAUACAUCUGAUUUAUCUACAAAUAAUUGGUGGUUAAGUUUGCUUUCAUUUGGAGAUGGAUGGCACAAUAACCACCAUGCUUUUGAAUAUUCAGCUAGACAUGGACUUGAAUGGUGGCAAAUUGACUUUAGUUGGUAUGUUAUUAUGUUUCUUCAAGCCAUUGGAGUGGCCACUGAGGUCAAAUUACCCACUCAAAGUCACAAGGAAAGAUUGGCUAUGCACAAACUAAAAGAUGACACUCCAAAAUGAUGUUUUACACAUGGAAAUGCCAAUGCUUCUAAAUGCUUUAGAAUAUGGAAUAAAACUAUGCAUGUAUCAAUUAGGUUCCUAUUUCUACUAGGCUGUAAUCCAAAUAUAUGAUAUUAUAGUAUUAUAUUUGUAUAAGUCGUUCUAAUAAAAUGAUGAAUUAUACUCAAAAUUAUACCCAAAUCCAAAUAUAUGAU
Molecule: messenger RNA, 1198 nt
Organism: Benincasa hispida (wax gourd)
Lineage: Eukaryota; Viridiplantae; Streptophyta; Magnoliopsida; Cucurbitales; Cucurbitaceae
Product: palmitoyl-monogalactosyldiacylglycerol delta-7 desaturase, chloroplastic-like
Biological process (GO): very long-chain fatty acid biosynthetic process
Cellular component (GO): endoplasmic reticulum membrane
Molecular function (GO): palmitoyl-[glycerolipid] 7-desaturase activity
Source: RefSeq, a predicted model, not a curated record